Molecule: messenger RNA, 333 nt
Organism: Dovyalis caffra
Lineage: Eukaryota; Viridiplantae; Streptophyta; Magnoliopsida; Malpighiales; Salicaceae
Source: the annotation of a GenBank genome assembly
AUGUCAGGUAACGCUAUUAAUCAAACUCCACAUCACUCUGAAGUGGCGCACAUAGAAGCAACAGUGAGGAACAAGAACAGAACAGCAAAAGUUGAACCCACUAAUGGCGAUGAAUGGGUUGAGCAAGAUGAACCAGGUGUAUAUAUUACCCUUGUUUCAUUGCCCGGAGGUGCCAAAGAUCUCAAACGUGUCCGUUUCAGUCGAAAGCGUUUCAGUGAAAAACAAGCAGAACAAUGGUGGGCAGCCAACAGAGCUAGAGUAUAUCAGCAAUACAAUGUUCCCAUGGGUGAGAGGUCUCUUGUUAGUGUGGGGAGAGAAGGGUUAGCUCAUUGA